Bacidia gigantensis is the source of this 1476-nucleotide messenger RNA. RefSeq lists its product as uncharacterized. Gene Ontology annotation, cellular component: nucleus. The transcript has 6 exons. The record is from RefSeq and is a predicted model, not a curated record. Lineage: Eukaryota; Fungi; Ascomycota; Lecanoromycetes; Lecanorales; Ramalinaceae. Bases 1 to 1476 code for a protein of 491 amino acids. Gene Ontology annotation, molecular function: protein binding.
AUGGCAAACAAGGCUCCAGCGUUAUCCAAUAAUAAGAAUAGCAAGCUCCUCCUCGAUGGCUUACAAAAUCCAUACAAUCUUUACAUUCGGGAUUCAAAACUGUCAGGAGCUGGCUCUGGACUUUUUGCGGGCAAAGAAGUGCCUGCUGGAAGCGAAAUCUUUCGUGUGGAUGAUUGCCAGAAAAUGGCACUGAAACGAUACCACAAGAACGAGUGCAAACUCUACAAGAAGAUGAAUGAUCCAACCAUCAAUGGCGGUAACCCUCGAGUAAAGGAACUUAACACAACUAACCGGAUGCUUAUUCGUCUCGUUUCCAUGUAUGAGCACAAAGAUAUAACUACAAAACAGUGGCAAGCGUUUCAGCAUCUUCAAUAUCACAAAGAAGCCGUUAAGCAAGCAAGCCAGGCAGACUUGGCGAGUAUCAAGAGGAAUCUGGAAAUCAACAAAUCUCUGACAAGCCAUGAUCUGACAGUCGAGGAGCUCGAGGGCAUUUAUUGGCGCAUUAUUUUCAAUCAACAAGCCAAGAGACAGAUGCCAGAUACUCUUCUAGGAAGAUAUGUGGUUCCUGCUGCGGCCAUGAUCAACCACUCAUGCAGGGUAAACGCUCAUCCUGUCUCGGACGGAGCUGCAAUCAUUUUGAGAUCCACGCAUUUGAUUAUGAAAGAUGAAGAAAUCACUAGGUCUUACUGUGCUGAGACCUAUACUUACAAGCAGCGGCAAAAUCGUUUACUCAAGGCCUAUGCCUUCAAUUGCAGAUGUCCGAGGUGUCUUAUGGACGAAAAAGACGACCUUAAACACAUGACCAGCGAUCUCAGGCAGGAGGACACGCUUCAGGCGGUUAAGAUGGAAAUCGAGAUUUACAUCACUGCCUUGAUGAAUAAUAGGCCGAGUUUCCUCUCUACAAGUGAUAUUGAAACACGAUGCAAACAGCUAUGUAAUAUAUCGGAGACCGCAAAAUGGUGGCCUAUUGAUCUUGACCCAAUACCAGCGCUGCUUCUAGGUCUUGCAGCCCGGUUCGAGGCUGAAGGACAAUGGAAGCGGGCGCUGGGGCUACGAUUUAAGAUUGUCUACCUUAUCAAUCCAAUACGGUUCCGAGAUCGACUGAAUCCCUUUCGAUUAUCUCAAGAAUUCGAUCUUAUUCAAUUGGAGAGACGAAUCUGUCAGCUGAUGAAAACAGAUACUGAUGUUCAAACGUCGUUCAAAUCUGUCAAGUCAGCCAUAGACUGGGUCUUGUAUGGGCACAUUCUGAUACUCUUGGGGGAUACACAAGAGAGCUUCGGUGUCAACCACGUGUUUCACAAGAUUUUACGACAUCUUGAUCAACAAUUUGUUGAUGCGAAGCUGAGGGAUAGCGGAAUGAAGGAAAGUCAGUGGUACAGUAUGCAAGUUACCAAUGAACACAAGGUGUUGCAGGACAAGAGUGAAGACGUAUUGCUUAAGUGGCUUGGUAUUGAUCUUGGCGACAACUUCUUUUGA